GUUUGUAGUGUUUUGAUUCUGUUUAAGUGCGCUGAAUGUGUGCCGGGGAUAACCCAGGGUCAUCUUGAUUUAUUUGUUUUUUUAUUUUUUGGUGGGGACAACUUGGGUUAAGUUAGUUAACAAGAAAAGUGGUCAAGAGUAUUUUGUUGUCUGAUAUUAAUAGCAUAUUAUAUUUAAAACACUAAACAUUUUAUUCGUUUUUCAGGUGAGUUUUUACAUAAAUCAUAAAACGAAAUAAAAUUAAUGACAAAAUAGUUUUUCUUAUCAUUUAAAUAUAUAUAAAAAUGUGACAAGCAGCUUAAUAAGGCAUAAAAUAUUCCAAUUGUUGAGUUGAAUAAAGUGUAGGUAUUUUAUUAAUUAUUAUUAAUGUAAUUAAAUCGAAUAAUCCCCAUUUUUGAUAAAUUUAUCCAUGAAUUUUUUAUUUUUAUUUAUUUUCAAAUUUUCGGAAGUUUUAUAAUGCCCAGAUUCCGUUGAUUAGUAUUUUCUAUUUUCUUCCAUACAAUAAUAAUGUAUACAAGGUGUCAAAGUUAGAGAUAUAAUAUCAUCGUUGAUGUCAUUUGAAAAAUUAAAUCCUCCACGGCCGAAUUUGGCCCAAAAUAACUCAAACUUAAUAGAGAAACACGAAAAAAAAAAAUAAUAAUAACGGGUUCCCUAGUAUUAAAGUACGAUUUAAACUGAAAAUAAAACGCAUUUUUCAAAAUGUUUCUAUCACAUGCCCUUGUUUUUUCUUGAUAAAACUGUGACAAUGAUGGGGACAAAAUAAACAAAUUCAUGUCAAAACUUUUCAUUAAAGCUAAACAUUGAAACGAAGAACAUAAUAUUAAAAAAUAAGAAAAACAUCAAAUUAUAACAAAAAAAUCAUACUUAAUCAUUUUUCCGUGCAUAUAUGGCGCUCAAAUCCAGCAAACCAUCAGCCGACAAGUUGGCAAACUCUUCAUAAUAAGAAUCGUCAAGCUCCUCAGAAUUAACUGCCGCCAUCACCUCUUCAUUGUUGGAAAAUCUUUGACCACUGAGCCAUAAUCCGAGAGGGGCUUAAACUGGUGAAUAGGGUGCAUGAGGCAGCUGGUGCAAACAACACUUUCUUCGUAGUCAAAUACUGUCAUUUUUGCUUCAUUUCUUCGCUCAAACAUUGCGAAAAUUCGCAUAAUAGUCGCGGUUGAUGGUUUCUCCUUUUUCAAAAUAGUUAAUGAAAAUUAUUCAACGCGCAUCCCAAAAAACCGACGCAGAUGGAAUGGUCUUUGCCUUCUCCCUUUUCAUUCCAUUGUUUUGAUUGCUCUUUUGUUUUGGCGGUAAAGUUAUGGACCCACGAUUCACCCAUGGUUAUGACACAACGCAAAAAAUCUGCUUUUUUUUUCUAUGGAAUAUUACUAAACACUCGAUGGAAACAUCUUCACGACGCUGUUUUUGCUCCAUUGUGAGUAAACGCGGCACCCAUCACCUCACUUGGUCGACCACUGCUACUAUGCCGGUCUUCGCAAGUCGAUGGCCUCGUUUAAACUGUACUACCCCCCAAUAUUUAACUGUUAAUAACGGAGAAGCCGUCUUGCUUAGAGGAAAAUCUAGUUCAGCUUUUAUAUUGGUUGAGCUAACACUUCUCGAAUAAAAAUUUUGUAUCACAGAACGAUGAUCCACUGAUAUCCCUCGAUAUUAGUUAUACAUGGAUUUUGUUCUAAGGGUAGCACAUUUUUAUGAUGCACACAGUAUCGAUGAUUAGAAACCGUUUAAAAAAUGGGAAAAAGAAAAACGUUAAGAUGUUAUGUGGAAACUUUCCAUAACGACAAACGUUAUUUUGAAAAAAAAACCACCGAAAGUAGAAAGCAUAAUUUACUGAGAACAAUAAAAUUCUGUAAUAGUAUGACAAUAAUUAAGGCAGAGCGUAGUCGUUUGAACCACCCAACAGAGUCACUAAAGUUAUUAAGUUGUUAUACAAAUUUUGUCAAACAUAUGAAAUAUAGAAACAAAAGCAAUAAAAUAGUUGAGAUACCUCAUAGAAACGAGAACAACAGUAGUGCAUGAGCCCAAUUUUGGCAACUAGUGCAUUGUGAUUGAUGGUGAUUGACGGAAGUUGUGUUUGCCCCACAUUUUUUUUCUUCUUAUUAACCUUUCUAUUAUUUUUCUUAACAAGUAAUUCUUUUCAUCAGACUCCUUGGAGCAUCUUUCUAGGGAAUGUCUGUCAAAACAGCGCAGUUUUACUUUUUCCUUCGUGUUAGUUGCUUUCUGGGCUCGGCUUUUGGUAAUGGUCUCACGAACUUUGGCGAAAAUGGAAUAGUCUUAAACCUACUUAAUGGCUCUACAGAAACGAGAGAUGAUAAAAACUUUGAUGAAGGUGCACUUACUUCAGGAUUUUCUGAAGAUUGCAGCUCAGUAUUUAUCUAAAUUAUUUCUGGUGCUGGGAGUUCAUGUGUUUGGGAUUGGGAUUGUGAUUUUGGACUGUCAGUUAUGUAUAGUGGCUGUAAUUUAUAGGUACAAUGGGGUGGAAUAAAGAACAUUAUUGUUUUAGAUGCUAGAUGUGACGAAUGGAUAACUUAAGCUUAAGUUAUAGCUUUUCUGUUUAGUUACAUAAUUCCUAGACUAUUUUUUUUUAGAAAAAGUGUCCAAGAUUUUCUGGUUAAGAUACUUUUUGAUGCGAAUUUACUUAAAUAAGAGAUAAUAUGUAGAAGACGUAUUUAUUUAUUUUUGAAUUUUGCCGCCAUCAUGUCAAUAACGAUUUGUAUCUGGCAAUUACAUAAAUUGUAAUUCAGAUGCACAUUGAAAGACAUUGAAAAAAUACGUUAUGUAUAAAAAUAUAAAUAAAGUAAUUAAAGAACUCUUUAAAAUAAAUUGAAAUUGAAGAAUAAACUUUCUUUUUAUUCCAGAUUUGGUCAUGAGAGCUGAAGUGAUUACCCUCUCGGGUAUUCUGAUAAGUCUUUUUCCCCUGAUAAACAGUUUGCCACAAUCAGGUAGUUUAGUAACUUCUACCAACAGCUACGUUACAGAAGGAAAUGAAGCCACUAAGAAACAAGAUGAUGCUCCAGUUCUUCCGAAAAUUUAUGAGAUGCGAGUUGAAGCGAACGUUUCCAACAGAUUUGCUAAGUGUCAAAUCACAAGCAAAGUAAAAAAUUUGGACAAAGAAGCUCACCAAGCUACAUUUUCAGUUGUGAUACCAGAACAAGCUUACAUCUCUGGAUUUAUCAUGGAAAUAGAUGGGAAGCAAUAUGAGGCUUAUGUUCAAGAAAAAGAAGAAGCUAAAAAAACUUAUGAUAAGGCAGUACAAGAAGGACAAGGUGCCGCUCAUGUCAGUGUUAGCGCAAGAGAUUCUAAUAGAUUUACAGUAUCUGUGAAUGUGGAACCACAAAAAAAAGCCAUAUUCUAUUUGAAAUAUGAAGAAUUAUUAGAAAGGCAAAAUAACCAGUAUGAACUAGUUAUUAACAUACAUCCUGGUCAACCAGUGAAAAACUUAGAUGUCCAGGUACACAUUGAUGAAACACGACCGCUCAGAUUUGUAAAGGCUCCCCCAUUAAGAUCAGGAAACGAAAUUUCGAAAACUGAUGAAAAACUGAACCCCAAUGCUGAUGUCAAAAUGAUUAACGCCAGUUCAGCUGUUGUUACAUUUAGUCCAGAUUUAGAACAGCAGAAGCAAUACGCAACUGACUUGGGAACAGAAGCCGAAUAUGGACUAGCUGGACAGUUUAUUGUUCAAUAUGAUAUAGAGAAACUACCACCUGGAGGCGAAAUCUUGGUUGAUGGUGGACAUUUUGUACAUUUCUUCUCUCCAAGUGAUCUUCCAGCCCUUCCAAAACAGAUUGUCUUUAUUUUGGACACAAGUGGUAGUAUGGAAGGUAUUAGGGUGAUGCAAUUGAAAGAGGCAAUGAAAAGUAUUCUGCAAGAGUUGAAGAAAGAAGAUAUAUUUAGUAUUGUUGAAUUUGGGUCAGUUGUAAAAGUAUGGAAUAUUGAUAAACAAGCUGUUCAAUAUGAAUCCGGUAUUGAUGAAUGGGCAAAACCUGAUAACUCAGAAGCACUUUUUACAAAUAGAAUGCAACAACCAAUUCCUCCUCCGUAUCCAGCAUCUGAUGAAUAUUUAAAGAAAGCUGAAGGUGUAGUUGAGAAGUUGAAAGCGUAUGGUGGUACUGAUAUCGAAUCAGCUCUUCGUGUUGGUUUGGAAAUAGUCUUAAAAAAUAAAGAAGAUAAGAAACAUCAACCCAUAAUAGUAUUUUUAACAGAUGGAGAAGCCACAGUUGGUGAAACUAAUAAUGAUAGAAUUAUUAGUACUAUAAGUGAGCUGAACGGUGGAAAAACUCCAAUAUUUUCAUUAUCUUUCGGAGAUGGUGCUGAUAGGAACUUUCUACAGAAGAUAUCUUUGAAGAAUUUAGGGUUCAACAGACACAUCUAUGAGGGAGCUGAUGCAUCAUUACAGUUACAAGAGUUUUAUAAGCAGAUUUCCUCGCCUCUUUUAUCCAAUGUUACAUUUAAAUAUGUGAAUAAUGUAACUGAAGUUACCCAGCAAGAUUUUCCCAUUUUGUUCGAAGGUUCAGACUUUGUGGUAUCGGGAAAAAUAUUAGAUCCCGGUUUUGCUCCAUCUUUAGUAGAAGGUUGGGGAAUCAAUGGUCCAGUGAAACUUGUGCCAGUUGUAAAUCAAUCUGUGGGUAACUUGGAACGACUGUGGGCCUAUUUAACUCUUAAACAAUAUUUGAAACAACGAGAAGCUGCUGAUAACAAAACAGGACCUACCCAAGAAGCUUUGAGAAUUGCUUUGAAAUAUUCAUUUGUCAGUGACGUUACUUCUUUGGUAGUAGUCAAACCGAACCAAACUGAUGCUGUGGAUACUGAAGAUGGAAGUGACAAAAGGUAUCCAAUGAUAGCUGCUGGAGUUCCUCUCUCAGCUAAUUUAUAUCAUUCCAAAGCACCCAUGCUACCAUUAGCAGCCAGCGGUAUAAAUAUGCCGUCAGCUUCGUACUCGUUUAUUGUUAAAGAGGAAGAACCAGAAGAAGAAGAUCUGAACUUUUUUGAUAUGGCAACACAUCAUUCCACUACACCUCUCCCAAUUGUUUACACUACAGAAAGUACUCCAUCUCCAUUGGAACAAUUGAAACAAAAACUUCCAUGGCUAGCAAGUAUUUUGAAUGACAAUGGGACUUUAAAUCUCUCUAAAGGUGAAUUCAAACUGGGUUUGAAUGAAACUGUCCUCACUCAUCCCGAAUGUCCUUCAACAACUCCUCAUCAAACAGGAAAGUGUACAUUGAUCCAUGAAUGUCCUCAAGUUUUCACUCAGUUGACUGAUAUACAAACAUAUGAAAAAUAUUUCUGUGAUCUUCAAGGGUUUGCAGGCGUGUGUUGUCCAAAAUAAUACAUUUGAACCCGAUAUUUUAGUUGUACUUAUUUUUCAUGUUUUUAAGCGUAUAAUAAACACACAUUAAACUCUC
This is a messenger RNA of Diorhabda carinulata, 5399 nucleotides long. RefSeq names its product inter-alpha-trypsin inhibitor heavy chain H4-like. The coding region runs from base 2864 to 5323 and encodes 819 amino acids. The record is from RefSeq and is a predicted model, not a curated record. NCBI's taxonomy places the organism in Eukaryota, Metazoa, Arthropoda, Insecta, Coleoptera, Chrysomelidae. The transcript is spliced from 13 exons.